This is a messenger RNA of Micropterus dolomieu (smallmouth bass), 2090 nucleotides long. RefSeq names its product phosphoenolpyruvate carboxykinase 2 (mitochondrial) (gene pck2). Gene Ontology annotation, molecular function: manganese ion binding; GTP binding; phosphoenolpyruvate carboxykinase (GTP) activity. The transcript has 11 exons. Bases 570 to 2072 code for a protein of 500 amino acids. Gene Ontology annotation, cellular component: mitochondrion; cytosol. NCBI's taxonomy places the organism in Eukaryota, Metazoa, Chordata, Actinopteri, Centrarchiformes, Centrarchidae. Gene Ontology annotation, biological process: cellular response to insulin stimulus; propionate catabolic process; gluconeogenesis. The record is from RefSeq and is a predicted model, not a curated record.
AAGUGUCCCCAACCCCUGGUGUCAUUUGUUUCCGUACAGCUGCUUGUGUUUCCGGGUUGCGGCUCCACGCUGGUUUGUUUCUCCCGUGUUUGCGUGGUGGUGGUGCAGGAACUGUGGAGACUUGCAUCAGCCAGGAGGGGCCACUGAGCCGGCUGACCGGUUUGCCCGCGAGGUUUGGAGGAGAGAAAACCCAACAGUACGGACACAACAUGCGAGGACGCCCACUAGGCUACAUGAUAUUUAAAUGUUAAAACACCCCCUCCCCCUCUGAGCAGGCGCCCUGCUGAGUGAAAAGUUCACUUUACAGGAGCGAGCAGUUUGUGGAGUCGACAGGAGGUCGCCUGUGCGCUGUGGUCGGUGUAUGGAGCAACAACAGGACAGCGUCCAGCUUACCGUGAAGGUGUUUCUGUGUGAAUGUACACGCGGAGCAAAGUGCAAGGUCCCCUCAGAGCACUGAUACGAGCUGCGAGCAGCUCCAGACACGGCUCCUCUCUCCCCCCUCUCCUGUUGACUUAAAUGAGCCUUUUUGCACUUUUAUUUUUAAUAAGCUAGCUUCAUUUACACCGAAGAUGUCGUGCUUGUUGCUGGGCGUCAUACGAAGGCGGGGUGGUGUUGGGGCGAGUGUCGGGGUUCGGUCCCUGGCCACCAUCCCCUCGCUGCCCCCGGCCGUCGCUGACUUUGUGAAGAGAGCGGCGGAUGAGUGUAAACCCACCGGUGUGCAUGUGGUGACAGGGACGCCGGAGGAAACGGCCAACAUUCUGGCAGGACUGGAGAAAGAAGGGAUGGUUAAGAAGCUUCCCAAAUAUGAGAACUGCUGGUUGGCUCGUACAGACCCAAAGGACGUGGCUCGAGUAGAAAGCAAGACUGUGAUUGUGACCAAGAACCAGAGGGACACCGUGCCCAUCCCCUCUGGAGGGGCGAAGAGCCAGCUGGGCAGCUGGAUGAGCGAGUCUGACUGGCAGAAAGCCAGAGAGGAGCGUUUCCCCGGCUGCAUGGCAGGUCGAACCAUGUAUGUGAUUCCCUUCAGUAUGGGUCCUGUAGGCUCGACUCUGAGUAAAUAUGGUGUCCAGGUGACAGACUCUCCAUACGUUGUGGCCAGCAUGGGGAUCAUGACACGCAUGGGCACUCCCGUCCUGAAGAAACUGGCUGAAGGAGUGGACUUUGUCCGCUGUCAGCACUCUUUGGGCCGACCUUUACCACUCAAAGCCCCUCUGGUCAACUCGUGGCCCUGUAACCCAGAGAAGGUGCUGAUCUCUCACCUACCAGACAUCAGGCAGAUCAUGUCCUUCGGCAGUGGCUAUGGAGGAAACUCUCUCCUUGGGAAGAAGUGCUUUGCCCUCCGCAUCGCCUCGCGCAUCGCCAAGGACGAAGGCUGGCUGGCCGAACACAUGCUGAUCCUGGGUAUUACCAACCCUCAGGGGUUGAAGCGUUACGUAGCGGCGGCCUUCCCCAGUGCCUGUGGUAAAACCAACUUGGCUAUGAUGAAACCAACUCUGCCAGGUUGGAAGGUUGAGUGUGUGGGCGACGACAUUGCGUGGAUGAAGUUUGACAGCCAAGGUAAACUGAGAGCCAUCAACCCAGAGAACGGUUUCUUCGGCGUGGCUCCCGGCACCUCAGACAAGACCAACCCCUACGCCAUGGCCACCAUUGCCAAAAACACAGUGUUCACCAACGUUGGCGAGACCAGCGAUGGAGGAGUGUGGUGGGAGGGCCUUGACCCCCCUGCAGCCGGGGUCACACUCACAGACUGGCACGGCAAAACCUGGAAGCAAGGAAGCUCGACUCCAUGUGCCCACCCCAAUUCCCGUUUUUGUGCCCCGGCGGCUCAGUGUCCGAUCAUUGACCCCCAGUGGGAGAGUGAGGAGGGCGUCCCCAUCGACGCCAUUAUCUUCGGUGGCAGGAGGCCGGAAGGAGUCCCUCUGGUCUACGAGUCUUUCAACUGGAAACACGGAGUCUUUGUUGGAGCCGCCAUGAGGUCUGAGGCCACAGCAGCUGCUGAGCAUAAAGGUGAAGCGGCUGACGGGAGGCUUGGCUCUGCUGGAGCAGGUCAGGUUCACCCAGCUACCUGCUGACACCAAACCUGAUGGACU